ACGAGACUGAAAAUGUAAUACCGGAUCUGACGUCACAACCCAUCAUUGGCGGUUUCUUCACAACAAGACGAGAGUAUAAGAGAAGAAAAUAUUUGAAGAGAAAUGGCAAGUAAGAGUAAGGGACGCAUGUGUGUAGUUGCAGGAUGCAACAACAGGCCCUCGGACACCGUUUCCGUUCAUGUUUUCCCAAAGGACGAGCGACAGAGAGCAGCAUGGACUAGAUUUGUGAGACUGACCCGUGCAGACUGGACAGGAUCGUCCCAGUAUACUGUUGUUUGUAGUGCGCAUUUCACGGACGGAUGUUUCGAGGCUCAGUUUUCACUGAUGAGAGAAUAUGUAAUUCCUGCGAAAAAACGUCUCUGCCCUGGUCCGAUUCUAUCGCUUUAUCCUAAGAGGAAAGUGGACGACCUCAACCUUGCCCUCCUCUCUUCGCCCGAGCCUAAACCCAAGCGCCAGGCUGCCGUCAAGCUGGAGAAAAAUAGGGUAGGUCGUGUGUAA
Ostrea edulis (European flat oyster) is the source of this 498-nucleotide messenger RNA. Its product is annotated as THAP domain-containing protein 10-like. The record is from RefSeq and is a predicted model, not a curated record. The transcript has a single exon. Gene Ontology annotation, molecular function: sequence-specific DNA binding. NCBI's taxonomy places the organism in Eukaryota, Metazoa, Mollusca, Bivalvia, Ostreida, Ostreidae. Bases 103 to 498 code for a protein of 131 amino acids.